UUUAUUCAACAAAAUUGGGCCUCGAUUUCUCUAACAAUUUCGCUGGAAGUAAAAAAUGAAACCAGUGCGAUGGCGUGUUUACAUCACGUUGUUAAUCCUCGCUUCGGAAAUCGCCGUCUUACUUGGAAAACCUGCUAAGAAAUCGCGGAAAAGUGGAAGAAGAAUCUUUGACACGACGCCAAAGCUAACGCGAAGAGAAUGGGAAGAACUUCACAAGUUUGAAGAUGCGCUAAAAAACGACAAUGGAGAGUUAAUGUUCACGAACUCCUGGGCGCUCAAACUCGAUCCCGCGGAGAUUAAAGUCGCAGACAGGAUUGCUAAGAAACAUGGUUUUAUAAACUACGGCCAGGUUGGCUCUCUCACAGGAUAUUAUCAUUUUAAACAUGAAGGCAAAGGCUUAAGACACAAGCGUGAUGUGCACGAAAAAACCAAGCUACUGCUAUCUGAAGAUGAAGUUGUGUGGGCAGAACACCAACAUAUUUUAGUAAGAUCUAGAAAGGAUGGAAUCCCAUCUGAUCCUAAGUUUAGAGACCAGUGGUAUCUUUUAAAUCAAGGGCAAUCCACUGGCCCGGCUGGUGUCGAUCUUGAUGUGAUGCCUGUUUGGCGGCAAGGGAUCACGGGAAGAGGAGUGGUCAUUAGUAUUCUUGAUGAUGGAGUUGACCAUACUCAUCCAGAUCUUAGAGAUAACUUUGACCAAAAGGCAAGUUAUGAUUUUAACGACAUGGAUGCUGAUCCAAAGCCAAGAGACAGCGACCCUGAUAACUGUCACGGUACACGGUGUGCUGGAGAGGUGGCAGCGGUCGCUAACAACAGUGUAUGUGGAGUGGGUGUAGCUUACGAUGCUAAUAUCGGAGGUGUGCGGAUGCUAGAUGGUCAGGCUACAGAUGUGUUGGAAGGAAGUUCAUUGAGUUUCCAGUCUGAAUACAUCGACAUCUACAGUAACUGUUGGGGGCCCAAAGAUGAUGGAAAAACAUUUGGCAAACCUGGAAAACUUGCACAAGAGGCGCUUAUGCAGGGAGCUCUUAAGGGUCGUGGCGGUAAAGGUAACAUCUACGUUUGGGCGACCGGCAAUGGAGGUCUUACAGAUGACGACUGCAACUGUGAUGGCUACACUACCAGUAUAUAUACCAUAUCGGUUGGGUGUAUCGGUGAUCAUGGUCUCUCCGCCUACUACACCGAGUUGUGCUCCUCCACGCUGGCUGUCACUUUUAAUGGAGGCUCUCACAGGGAGAAGGAGGAAAACAAAAUGGUAACGACAGAUUUGCAUCAUAAGUGCACAGAAGAGUUUAAAGGCACAUCAUCUGCCGCGCCUCUGGCUGCAGGAAUGUUUGCCCUCGUUUUACAAGCGAACCCAAACCUUUCAUGGCGAGAUGUCCAGCAUCUUGUGGUUGAAACAGCUCAGGUGACAAGCCCUGUUGACGAAGGCUGGAUGAAAAAUGGUGCUGGUUACCAUUUUAAUCACAAGUUUGGCUUUGGGAGGUUAGACGCCGCUGCCAUGGUAAGAAGAGCGAAAACAUGGAAGAAUGCUCCUCCCCAAAGAACAUGUCACGGACCUUCCAGUCAGACGCAACAAGAAAUUCCCGCCGGCGGAACUUUAUCUAUCACCAUCGACACAAUAGCUUGUGACGGUACCGACAAAGAAAUCAACAAGUUGGAACACGUGACUCUGACCGUCAGCUUUCAACACCGGCGGCGUGGUGACGUUAGCAUCGAUCUUUUCUCGCCGAGCGGGACUAGGAACGAAAUGCUGUCGACUCGGCGUUACGACGAUUCAAAGAACGGCCUCCAUGAUUGGACUUUCAUGACCGUGCACAACUGGGGAGAGAAUCCUAAAGGAGUAUGGGUGAUGAAUGUAACCGAUAACAUCGCUACCUUAAACAAGGGCGUAGACGUAAAUGGAUAUCUCCAACACGAUACCAGUAAACAGGAAGCGGACGUGGAGGAUUUAGAGGAGGAGGUUAUCGAUGACGAAAAGAAAACUCAAGAGCUGGAGGCAAACAAAGGUGGAGGGAAAGUUGUUCAAGACAAAGGUGCCACCUGGGAUGCACCUUACCCCGAGGGGGUCAAGAAACACAAAAUUCACACACCGGAAAAACCAGACAGUUCAAAGGGUACGGAGGGUACGGAAGGUAGGAAAGGGAAAGCAACUGUGCAUGCGGAAGUGGAAGAUGAAAAAAAUAACGUGCCUGGCAAUAUGGAGGCAGACACAUGGGGAGAGUAUGAGCCCGGGAUGUUCGGUACCUUUCUUCCGGAGGAUUUCCAAAAGGGGGUGGGUAUGAAUGAAAACCCCGGUGCUUUUGUUGCUGCAUUCGAAACACCGGAAGAAACGUCACAAGAUAAUAACUACCAAAUAGACAGAGCCUCGAAAAAGACACUUAGUAACGAGGAUGUAGGUAACGACGAGAAUGAUCAAGUUUACGGAUACGAUCGUUAUAUUUACACGAAUGAGCCUGAGGAUCAAACGAAGGCGUCCCAGACAAAACGAACGGAUACUGAUUAUCAGGGACAGCGUGUUCAGGUUACAACGGAAGAGACUGGAUCUCAGCGAGUGCAAGUCAAUAAUGGUUUUCAAGAGGAGUUUGUUCCAGGAUUAAACCCAGAAUCUGGUAGAAUUAGUUCAGGGGUGUUUUUAGAAUGGAAGCUAACAUUUUACGGGACGGGUCCCAGUGAUAGCGUGUCAGGUGAUGGAGAAGAUGAUGACGAUGAUGAAAAUGAUUCUUCAGACAUGGAUAUAGACUUGUAGAUGUUUAUGCUUUGUCGCUCUUUUUUUAUUGGCGCGAUCCUUAGGGACAUUUAUUGAAUAAUGUACAGCGAGUUUAAAGUCACUAAAAUCUAGCGACCUUCUGUCGUCACGUUAUAAUAAGAAAGCUUAUUUUACGCGCGAGUGGCUCUGUUUGGAAACAUAUGUGUGUGGAAUUGGAUUUUUGCUAUUCCACGCCAGUUAUUGACAUAUGCUAUGGUCAUUUCCAAGUCAUUUAUGCCCCUUAUGUGCAAGUGCAAAGUUCGGGGCUCAGCGUGCAGGUUCUAAUGGAGGUUGAUGGUCCAUGCAUGAUUUUACACAAUGAUUCAGUUUCAUACAAACUUGCCGUCAUAAUGGUAUCAGCUUUUUAAUUUUGCAUCUUUUAAAACUUUAGUUCAAAAUCUGUUAAAUUUCAUAGUCUAGUAGAAAAUCGAUAGCCGUUUGCAAAAGGUGCAAGAGGGUUGUAGCCAAGGGGGAGGCACUCUCGUGGUGAAAUUUUUCUGCCUCUAUUCAAGAACCGAUCAUUUUUAAACCAAUACAACAUCCUGGCAUACCCCCUAAAAGUCAGGAAUAUGCUUGUGCAGACCCCCCGUCCUUCGUCUACGCCCUUGAGGUGUAUGUUUACCGUCUUUUCUCGCCAACAGAGGGUUAUGCUUGGAGGAAAAGGACAAAUUUGACGAGUCCUAGAGGAGGGUUAAGGCAAAAUUCGAGAACACUAGCUAUUUCUAUGGUUGUUAAUAUUUACAAAUUACUUAGAAAUUUUGAUCUUGAUGGUUCCAUAGUAGACCUUUCUUCAAAAUGGUUACGGAAUUUAGACCAGAUCUAGAAGGCUUAAUCAUUUUUGAUUGUCAUAAACACGUCUAGUUUCCUUAGCAGCCU
This is a messenger RNA of Pocillopora damicornis (cauliflower coral), 3619 nucleotides long. Its product is annotated as PC3-like endoprotease variant B. Gene Ontology annotation, biological process: protein processing. Gene Ontology annotation, molecular function: serine-type endopeptidase activity. The record is from RefSeq and is a predicted model, not a curated record. Gene Ontology annotation, cellular component: trans-Golgi network; Golgi membrane. NCBI's taxonomy places the organism in Eukaryota, Metazoa, Cnidaria, Anthozoa, Scleractinia, Pocilloporidae.